Thunnus maccoyii (southern bluefin tuna) is the source of this 1387-nucleotide messenger RNA. RefSeq lists its product as uncharacterized. Lineage: Eukaryota; Metazoa; Chordata; Actinopteri; Scombriformes; Scombridae. The transcript has 6 exons. The record is from RefSeq and is a predicted model, not a curated record. Bases 294 to 1106 code for a protein of 270 amino acids.
ACCUGAAGAGAAGAGAAAAAGGCCAGACAGAGGAGAAAGUCCUCACACAUUUAGCUGUCCUUCUGUUUCAUGUCAGUCUAGUGCUGCAGUAACGGCUGCGGAUCUGGUACUGUCAUCAUUAACUAGAUUGUUUCUUACAAUGCAAUGGCAAACGUUUAUAUUGUUUUACUUUGGGCCAUAAAUCAGCUUGCAGAGUGAAUUGCGCUGCACCUUAACCUCUGGGAAAGUAAAACAGAGUGGAAGAGCUCUGUCUCGGCUUUAUUGUUUGUCUCAACUUUGCAAAAGCAGGUGUUAUGGAUCUACAGUAUUUCCUGUGCUGGAGAGUUGCCCCACUGCUUCUCUUGAUGCCAUGUGGGCUCCAGUGUAUGUCAGUGCACAUCCUCAAUGAGGGGCCCGUCUAUGUAAUCCCCGGCUCCAGUCUGGUUCUCCGGGCCCGGAUCGAGUAUGAAACCCUGGAAGAGGUCUCCACGGUAACCUGGGAACGGGAGCCCGAAAGUGGAACUCCCAAGAAAGAGACACUGGCUACGUGCCCUAGCGGAAGCCCCAAGUGUGCUGUAACAAGGCCAAGCGUCCGUGUGAACGUGGAGCAGCAGGAGAUGACACUUCAGAUCAGUGAAUACCGCAGAGCAGACAGCGGCGUGUUCGCUGUGACUGUGACAGAUCACGCAGGAGCCAAGACCACUGCACACUGCAUUGUCAGGGAAUAUGAGGAAGUGCACCACGUCUCGGUCAGCAUCAACGUGUCUCACUCAUUGCUGGUUUGCGGCGAGGCCUGGGGGACUGACCCCCACUUCAGCUGGCUCCAUGAGAGGGUUGCCAUCACCAAGUCUGUGGGAAUGGUCUCCAAAGAUGGAACAACAUUGUUUGUGACCAUGGCUCCCAUUUGUGGCCACUUCACCUGCAUGGUCAGCAACAAGCGGAGCCACAGUUCUGCCACCUACACUGCAGCACCUUGUGAGACAGAGAGCAGAGGGACAACGGCGGCUGUAGUGUGUCUGGUUCUCCUGCUGUUGUUUGGAGGAGUGCUGGCUUUUCUGCUGUGGAGGAGACACAGGCACAAUAACAGAGGAGAAAGGCUGCAUGAACAUUUGGAUGACACCAUCUGAAAAAAGGCCCAAACACUAAAAAAAAAAAAAACAACAAAAAAACACUUCUGUUACUCAAGAGGUCUCAGAGAGGAGAACUGGAAAUGUAGUGGACUAUGAGGGAGGAACUUCCUGUCCUGUGAGCAGUAUGACCUUACACUGCAGUGGAACAAUGUGAAGAGUGAACUGCUUGCUGGCUAGUUGAAACAUAUCUAAAAAUGGAUAUUCAGCUUGAAGUGCCAGCGAUGUCUUUCCACUGCCUCCUGCUGGACUGUGUAUUUAAUAAAAUAAUCAUUUUGUAA